This is a messenger RNA of Ramularia collo-cygni, 1443 nucleotides long. RefSeq lists its product as uncharacterized. The record is from RefSeq and is a predicted model, not a curated record. The coding region runs from base 1 to 1443 and encodes 480 amino acids. The transcript is spliced from 6 exons. NCBI's taxonomy places the organism in Eukaryota, Fungi, Ascomycota, Dothideomycetes, Mycosphaerellales, Mycosphaerellaceae.
AUGCAGGCGAGAUUGUGGUUGUUGCUGUUACCUGUCGCCUUGCUAUCGAUCGGUCGUGUUCUUGGCGAUGAGUUGACCUCGCCGCCUUCUGGAAAUGCAAGCAUCCUUCUUCCACGGCAGGCCGGGGUUGUUUCUCCAUGUGUUGCAAAAUGCUUCACUGACAUCUUCCCUCAAUUCGACUGUCCGGACCUCACGGAAUGCGUCUGCCACAAUCUCGAGUUGAGAGAUGCUGUGGGAAAUUGCAUCCUUGCAAGUGGAUGUAACAUUGCCGAAGCAUUCGCAUCACAGGCCUCGCAGGCCGAUAUCUGCCAUUACCCUGUACGGGACAGGAGUCCGACUAUUGUUGUGGUUGGGGCUAUUCUGCUUACAUGUGCGAUUGCUGCCGCGAUUCUAAGAGCUUUGGCCAGAGGGACAUGGUCUGGUGGAGCCGGAUAUGGUGCUGAUGACUAUGUUCUCUUCCUCUGUUGUCUGCCACUGAUUGGCGUUACCACGGCUGUCUACAAAGCAGUCAUGGAGGGAUUGGGUCAAGACAUCUAUCGAUUGACCAUCCCAAGAAUUCAGGGUGUUUUGAUGGCAAUCUUUGGAACCAAGGCCUCUUUUUGCCUGCUUUACCUCCGAAUUUGGAAGGAUGGUGAUGUCAUCUUUCGAUGGGCAUGUUGGAUCACUCUUACAAUCCUCACCGUAGCUUUGAUCGGCUUCGAGUUCUCAACCAUCUUCAUCUGUGAGUCCAUCACCCAACCCCGUCAAGCUUUUCUAACAGUACCAGGCAAUCCACCGAGUCAUAUCUGGGAGGUCCUAACCAGGGCUUCCACCCUGAACUGCAUCAACAGAAAUCCCCAACUCUACACCGUCUCGACUGUCAACAUCAUCAUGGACGUCGUGGUWCUCUUACUGCCAGUCCGUAACAUUCUUCAAUUGCAGCUCAAUCUAGCCAGAAAACUAGGCUUGCUUGCAACAUUCAUGAUUGGAUUCGCAGUGACAGGAGUCAGCAUAACCCAACUCUACUUCCUCGUCAAAAACGUCAGCAAAAUCCAAAAUCCCUCCUGGGACUACUUCCCCAUCGCCCUCUGGCGAAUGACAGAAGUCUACCUCUCAAUCGUCUGCUGCUGCAUGCCAAUGAUGCCCGGCCUCUUCAACAGACUCUUCGCCCGCGCCUCCGAGAGCGUGCAUGUCCCGAGCAUCGUCAAUCAAAUCUGGUCAAAGACAUCCGGCACGACGGCCGAUACGGUAGACAGUGAUACUCUGCGGGAGUGGAGAGGUCCUCAUGGAGAACCUUUGGGGAAAUGGCGGUCUGUGAGGAGACAUGAUCGUGCGGGCAGAAUUUCUGGGCCGUAUGAUAGUGAGACGGCGUUGGAGAUGGCUGAUCGGGGCGUUUCGCCUUUGGAUGCGCCUUUGCAGGCUGAUGAGAUUGCGCUAAGAAGGGAUGGUGAUGUUAGCGAAUGA